This is a messenger RNA of Komagataella phaffii GS115, 1095 nucleotides long. Its product is annotated as GDP-mannose pyrophosphorylase (mannose-1-phosphate guanyltransferase). The record is from RefSeq and is a predicted model, not a curated record. The transcript has a single exon. Lineage: Eukaryota; Fungi; Ascomycota; Pichiomycetes; Pichiales; Pichiaceae. The coding region runs from base 1 to 1095 and encodes 364 amino acids. Gene Ontology annotation, biological process: GDP-mannose biosynthetic process; cell wall mannoprotein biosynthetic process. Gene Ontology annotation, cellular component: cytoplasm. Gene Ontology annotation, molecular function: mannose-1-phosphate guanylyltransferase (GTP) activity; GTP binding.
AUGAAAGCACUUAUUCUAGUAGGAGGUUACGGUACUCGUCUGAGACCUUUGACCUUGUCUGUUCCCAAGCCACUCGUUGAGUUUGCCAACAAGCCCAUGAUUUUUCACCAAGUCAAGGCUCUCGCCGAAGCUGGUGUCACGGACAUUGUUUUGGCCGUUAAUUACAAGCCUGAGGUGAUGGUCGGUGCUCUGAGAGAGUACGAGAAGGAGUGUGGGGUAAACAUCACUUUCUCUGUCGAAGAGGAACCUUUGGGAACUGCUGGUCCUCUGAAGCUUGCUGAGAGUGUUCUGACCAAGAAUGACGAACCUAUUUUUGUUCUGAACUCGGACGUGAUCUGUGAUUACCCUUUCAAAGAUCUUGCUGCUUUCCACAAGGCCCACGGUGCUGAAGCCACCAUUGUGGCCACUAAGGUCGACGAACCAUCCAAGUAUGGUGUUAUUGUUCAUGACAGAGACAUUCCAAACUUAAUUGACCGAUUCGUCGAGAAACCAGUUGAAUUCGUCGGAAACAGAAUUAAUGCUGGUAUCUACAUCAUCAACCCAUCAGUCAUCAGUUUGAUCGAGAUGAGACCCACCUCUAUCGAGAAGGAGACCUUCCCUCUUUUGGUUGAGAAGAAGCAACUGUACUCUUACGAUCUUGAAGGAUACUGGAUGGACGUUGGGCAGCCAAAGGAUUUCCUGUCAGGAACCUGUCUUUAUCUCUCAUCCCUAGCUAAGAAGGAACGUAGUGCACUCACUCCCACUUCUGAGCCUUUCAUCAACGGUGGAAACGUCUUAAUCGACCCUACUGCCAAGGUUGGUAAGGACUGUAAGAUAGGUCCUAAUGUCGUGAUUGGACCAAACUGUGUAAUUGGAGACGGUGUCAGAAUUCAGAGAUCUGUUAUUCUCAAGAACUCCAAUAUCAAAGACCACGCCUGGGUUAAGUCCACUAUUGUCGGAUGGAACUCUACUGUUGGUAAAUGGGCUAGACUUGAGGGUGUUACUGUCUUGGGAGAAGAUGUUACUGUCAAGGACGAGAUCUACGUCAACGGUGGUAAAGUUCUUCCUCACAAGUCUAUUAGCGCCAACGUUGACACUCCACAGAUUAUCAUGUAA